Molecule: messenger RNA, 413 nt
Organism: Racocetra persica
Lineage: Eukaryota; Fungi; Glomeromycota; Glomeromycetes; Diversisporales; Gigasporaceae
Source: the annotation of a GenBank genome assembly
AUCUUCAACAAGCUCAACAAGAUGUGGAGGCUUUUCAAUAUAGAUCUGUUUGUCAACAGAUUAAACAUCCAACUGCCAACAUACAUCUCUUGGUUCUCAGAUCCGAUAUCAAUAGCAGUGAAUGCAUUUACACAGAAAUAGGCACCAAUAAGAGGUUAUGUCAAUCCUCUAUAAACAUUGAUACCAAGAAUUUUAGCCAAAAUACAGAAAAAGCAAGCAGCAAUUUGCAUCGUAAUACCUCUUUGGACAUUAGCAAUUUGGGUACCUACCUUAUUACAAUACUCUUUAGCAAUUAUACAUAUAGCUUAUUUCUAGAAAUGCCUCAAAGAAAAGGAGUUUUAAAGGAAGCAAUUGAAUUAUCAUGCAAAUUGCUAGAUCUCAACUUGACCACCACUGUUUUAUCUAACCUGUGA